CAGGGACACAGUGAACUAUAAGGAAGUAAUGAAACAAUAUGGUUUGGGACCGAAUGGCGGCAUCGUGACCUCCCUCAAUCUGUUUGCUACUCGGUUUGAUCAGGUGGUGAAAUUUAUAGAGAAGAGCCAGACAAAUUGCCGGUAUGUGCUGAUUGACACUCCUGGACAAAUUGAAGUUUUCACCUGGUCAGCCUCUGGUUCCAUCAUUACUGAGGCCUUGGCGUCAUCCUUCCCUUCUGUGGUUGUCUAUGUCAUGGAUACCUCUCGAAGCACAAACCCAGUCACGUUCAUGUCUAACAUGCUCUAUGCCUGCAGCAUCAUGUACAAAACCAAGCUGCCGUUUAUUGUUGUCAUGAACAAGACAGAUAUCAUCGAUCACAGCUUUGCGGUUGAGUGGAUGCAGGACUUUGAGAGCUUCCAGGAUGCUCUGAACCAAGAGACAUCAUAUGUCAGCAACCUGACUCGCUCCAUGAGCCUUGUGUUGGAUGAGUUCUACAGCGUGCUGCGG
Messenger RNA from Bombina bombina (fire-bellied toad), 508 nucleotides. RefSeq names its product GPN-loop GTPase 1. The annotation marks the transcript as partial. Gene Ontology annotation, molecular function: GTPase activity. The transcript is spliced from 7 exons. NCBI's taxonomy places the organism in Eukaryota, Metazoa, Chordata, Amphibia, Anura, Bombinatoridae. The record is from RefSeq and is a predicted model, not a curated record.